Necator americanus (New World hookworm) is the source of this 1638-nucleotide messenger RNA. RefSeq lists its product as uncharacterized. The coding region runs from base 1 to 1638 and encodes 545 amino acids. The transcript has 8 exons. NCBI's taxonomy places the organism in Eukaryota, Metazoa, Nematoda, Chromadorea, Rhabditida, Ancylostomatidae. The record is from RefSeq and is a predicted model, not a curated record.
AUGGACGAGCAUAGAGAUCUUGUUCGAUACCGGAGCAGAACAGUCAUUCUUCAGCGAGACUCUAGCCAGACAGCUGGUUCUCACGGUUACCACAUUGAAAAUAUUGGAUCUACAUGGUCACCAGCACCCGCUUACGCUCCUCACUACGCCAACCUCCACUGGCGUUGGAAAGACGCUUUAACUUACACCACAAGACCACACUUUUAUCAGGACGCACGAGAUAGCCCUAUCGAAACAGUCUUAUCACUAACGAUCACCGCCACAGCCCUACUGGGCUGCGAUCAACUCUGGCACUUCUUGAACACUGCGUUACCACGGCAUACGAUUCCAUCAGGCCUCAAGCUCAUCCCUUCGAAGCUCGGGUAUUUGCUCACUGGACGGCAGCGCACAGCCGAAGAGCAAGAGGGACUAGCAAAUGCUAGCAGAAAAAGGAGUAUGCGCACUCCAGAAGCUAGCGAGUCCUUGCGGUUACUCCCUAACAACACAGUGUUCACUUACACUACCCUCCCGGAUUUUGAGAACGAGCUUAGCCGUUGGGACAAAUACUGGACCAUGGACUCUGCCAGAGUUUGCGAAUUGGCAGAUCGGCGUAACGAUGGUUACUACGUACGCCUACCUUACAAAGAAGAGCUCGCACUACUUCCUUCUAAUAAGACCAUUGCUCUUAAACGUCUCACCGACACAUUCGCGAUUUUACGGUCACGCCCUGACAUCAUGCAACAAUACCAGCAGACGAUAGAUAGCCAAUUGAAAGCAGGAAUAAUUGAAAUAAAAGAAACGACAAAGCAACGUAUUGUAGUCGACGCGUCGUCCCACUUCAAGGAAGCAUCAUCAGCAUCAGCAUCAGAUGUGGCGAAAACGUUUCUCCAAGAGCGUCUUCACGAGCAAGCCAGAGACGCCACCAGGUUCUUCCGGGUACGAGGCCCGACAAAACCGACAGACGACGACGACCUUCUCACAUGUCGUUUCACUCGGGUCCCACAUUACUAUGCCAACCUGGACACAUGGACCUCGCCAACAUAUACCGUGUUCAACGACUCUCCACGGGACAUCAAAAGCGACCAGCUCGAGGAUCCCGAAAGGACAUCAGUCACUACAAACAGAAUGGAAAAACCAGUGGUAGACCCUGAAGGUGACCAGCGUACGGACCCACACCAAGCAGGGAAUCCAUCUACUGAUCCAGCAAAGUUACAGGAAGAAACACUGAUCACAGCACUCACACAGCAAGUGGCACUCCUCGAAUGUGAUCAGCUCGAGGACCCACAACAAGAGCUUCUCUGCUCGCUUUGGAUGAUGAGAUCUAACGCCAUCACAGACAGAAUCAAGGUUCCUCAGUAUGCUCCUGACAACCUUGCAGCGAUCAAUGGAUCGCUCAUACGGGCAGCAAGAAUGGUACUGAUCAAACACGGACUCGAUUUGGCGUUCAAAGGGUCGGUUUGGACAAUCGUUGCUGACUCAAGAAGCUCAGAGCCCAUCGCUCUGAAUACACCACUGACCGCUCUCAUCAUCAAGUAUGCACACGAUGCGUAUCACAACGGAAUAGAACACACGAUGGCAACGGAUCGAACUCCACAAGCAGAACGUACUGGUGCAUUUUCACAUGCACAACCACACGCUGGAUUCACCUCGAAAUGUUGA